Messenger RNA from Emiliania huxleyi CCMP1516, 561 nucleotides. RefSeq lists its product as hypothetical. The transcript has a single exon. The record is from RefSeq and is a predicted model, not a curated record. Lineage: Eukaryota; Haptophyta; Isochrysidales; Noelaerhabdaceae. Bases 1 to 561 code for a protein of 186 amino acids.
AUGCAAUACCACAAAAUGGACUUCAGCUGUGGCUGGCUUGAUGCCGUCGGCAUCAAACGACGAGCAGCACAGUCCACAAACAGCAUGCAAGUGAGAAUACGCAGCGGCAUGUCGCGGUGCAGCAGCAGUGAGUGCUCGUCGCUCGGAGCCUCCUCGCCGACCUCGGUGUGCUCGGUCGACGAGGAGGAUCUGCCAACCUUCCUCCUCUCCAACCUGGCGGUCGCUCAUCCAGAGACGCCGAUCCGGCGGCCCCGAGUGAUCCGCCCCCCGCCAGUGGAGCCGCGUCGACCUACGCUAACAACACGGAUGACCUUCCAGCAGCGACUUCGCGAGUGCCCCACCCAGACGAUCGUCACUGCCCUUGACGCCACAGGAGUCUCAACCGAUGGCAGCAUCUCCGAGCGACUUCGCCGGCUGACCUGGUGCUUUAAGCUCUACGAGCCACGAGACGUGAUGGAGAGGUGGUCGGUGGAGACGCUCCGCGUGGUGGCAGGGAUGGCAGAGGCGGACAAGGCAUCGUGCAUAAGCAGUUUGCUGGGGCAAUUCUUCUCCUUUGACUGA